Molecule: messenger RNA, 1710 nt
Organism: Lolium rigidum
Lineage: Eukaryota; Viridiplantae; Streptophyta; Magnoliopsida; Poales; Poaceae
Product: exocyst complex component EXO70B2-like
Exons: 3
Coding region: 1-1710 (569 amino acids)
Biological process (GO): exocytosis
Cellular component (GO): exocyst
Molecular function (GO): phosphatidylinositol-4,5-bisphosphate binding
Source: RefSeq, a predicted model, not a curated record
AUGGUUCAGCAAAUUAAAAUGCAACCGCCAGCGGAGUGCCUCUUCUAUUCACCGCUCAGGCAAAUCUUGAUGGGCGCCGCAGCAGGAAAGGACGUCGGAGACUUUACAUCUUCUGCUGGGACAACACGAGCAGAGGACCGGCUCGCCGUCGCUGAGCAUGUCAUCGUCGAGUUCGGGCGUCGCCGGAUGAGCGGCGAUCGCAACACCCUUGGUAUAUGGGACGCACAAGCGACCUGCACCAACAAAAGCCUCCUCGCCGCGGUAGACGAGAUCGUUUUCCUCAAGGAGAUGCAAGCGUUCCCCAUGGCCACUGCAGCUGGCCGCCGCAUGGAUGGUGCCCUGCGCGCCGCCAUGUCGCACCUCAUGGAGGAGCUCCUCAGUCUCAGAGUCUGGGAAGGGUCCCAGCUGGAAGGCAGGAGAGGCCUUUGCUUCGCCAUCGAGAAGCUCUCCAUCUCCAUGACCAUGACAGCAGGUGUGUCGUCACCGGCUCUUGUCUUCCUAACCGACAGCAGCACAGCCAGCACGGUGAGAACCAACACAGGGGAGGUGAGCUUCAGCACCAUCGAUGAGCUGUGCACGUCCGGCGGGAGCCAGCCAGCUGGGCCUGAUGACUUCUUGGACGGGAAGUUCCCGGGCGAGCUCGAUCUGAUCUGCCCAGGAAGCUUGUCUGUCCUCCAUGAUAUCUCACUACGGGUCAUCCGUGCCGGCUACACCAAAGAGCUUCUCCAGACGUUCACCAUCGCUCCCUGCGACGUUUUAGACAGGUUCCUGUCGAUUCUCCAAGUGGGAUGCUCUCUGGAGACCAAUGAGGCAAUCAGUUACGAGAAUGCCGAGUGGUGGACAGCGGAGGACAUGAUCAGGCGGUGGAUCUUGGCGACUAAGCUGGUGGGGAAGGCCCUUGUUGCCAUGCAAAUGCAGCUCUACGCACAGAGCAACGGCGCAUUUGACAGGUUCAAGGACGAAUACCUGAUGGCCAUUGCAAAGCGGAGUACUUUCAUCCUGCUCAGAUUUGCGGAUGGGUUCACCAGCACGCACUCAGUAGAGAAGCUCAUAUAUGUCUUAGAAAUGUACGAGGUCCUUGGCAGUGCUGUCCCAAGUCUCAUUCAGGUGUUCACCGGGCAACGCAAGGAGCUCAUCUCCAGGCAGGUCGAGGUAGUCCUUGCCAAGCUGGCACGCGCGUUGAAGGUCAUGGUCAGCAGUCUCAUCACCAAGAUCCGAACUGGCAUUAGCUCAGGAACGCAUACCACGACACGAGGUGUCGGCGCUGGCAUCCAUCCGCUGACGCGGUAUACCAUGGCCUACGUGGAGUCAUUGGCACCGCACUGUGGUGCUCUGGAUCUGAUCUUCAAGAGCAAGAGCGGAGGCACCUGCAGUGCUGAGGGCAUUGACUCGUUCGAUGACCUCGUCUCCGAGUUAAUCACGUCCUUGGAAACAAACCUUGAGGAGAUAUCCGCUCUCCGCGGCACCCAAGGAGGAGGUAUGCAGCACCUCUUCCUAGCUAACAAUACCAGCUAUGUGCUUCAGCAUGCUGCCAGCUUGCUCAGGGGAGACAAGUGGGUCGCGCGGUGCCAGGGUCGAGUCAUGCAGCACAUGACAGAUUACAUAGAGGCUUCCUGGGCGCCAGUGGUGGCUUGCCUCGAAGCCACAGGCACCGGCAAGCCCACUGUGAAGAUCCUGGCCAAGUUCAACUCCACUCUCGAGAAAGCAUAA